This is a messenger RNA of Exophiala xenobiotica, 2759 nucleotides long. RefSeq lists its product as uncharacterized. Gene Ontology annotation, cellular component: Sec62/Sec63 complex. NCBI's taxonomy places the organism in Eukaryota, Fungi, Ascomycota, Eurotiomycetes, Chaetothyriales, Herpotrichiellaceae. The record is from RefSeq and is a predicted model, not a curated record. Gene Ontology annotation, biological process: SRP-dependent cotranslational protein targeting to membrane; post-translational protein targeting to endoplasmic reticulum membrane. The coding region runs from base 371 to 2524 and encodes 717 amino acids. Gene Ontology annotation, molecular function: RNA binding; transmembrane protein transporter activity. The transcript has 2 exons.
UGACAACAAGCAACAAAUACAUUAGCAAUUCUCGCAAGGAGUUGUGAUCGUUUUCGUGUGUGACUCGUUACAGCCUCGUCGCCCCUUGCAAGACGAGGCUCACCAGGCUGAGCCAAGCCGCCCUUGGAGAAGCCACCUCGCCUCGUCGUAACUUUUUGGUCCUGCGGGCGCAACUAACUUCUUAGGAGUUCUCAUCCAAAGAGUCCACCAACAUUGCACUCGUCCGAUCUUUUGUUUCUUGGGGAGUUUAUUUUCUGCUUGAAAGGGUUCUUUCCAUUUGGUCUGAUCCAGCGUCUGGUUUUCAACCCUUGUCCGCCCUUUCCACGAUAACCGCAACGCAGGCCAAGCGGCUUGCGACUCCUCGCCCACCAUGUCUGGAGAGUACAACUACGAUGACCAGGGGCAAUUUUUCCCUUUCUUCAUGCUGACCAUGGCCGGCUUGGUGACGAUUCCUCUUACAUACAACGUCCUAAAACCCUCCACAGACCUCGAACAAACCGCAGCGCGGAUAAAAUCAGACUUCAAGCCGAAACAUGGCGAUCUCAUAGAGGCACAAAGAAAGAAGCGGAAAAGAAGGGAUAGGAAGACGAAGCGCAUCAUCGCGGUGAUUUUGGGAUAUGCAUUCAUGGCAUAUAUGGUGUAUCUCAUCAUCGUCACCCAGAGAACAGUUCCCCAGAUUUGGGAUCCUUAUGACAUUCUGGGCGUGAAGAGGAGCGCUACUGAGCAGGAAAUCAACAAAUUCUACAAGAGACUUUCGGUCAAAUUCCACCCGGACAAAGCGCGACCAGACCCUGCGAAGAACGAGACCCUCGAAAGUAUCAAUGACCGCUGGGUCGAAAUGACCAAAGCGUACAAGGCGUUGACAGAUGAAGAGAUCAGGAACAACUAUUUGCAGUAUGGCAACCCAGAUGGGAGACAGUCCACAAGUAUAGGCAUUGCACUGCCGAAGUGGAUGGUCGAGGAAGGCAACCGGUGGUUUGUCGUUGCAUUUUACGGUAUCCUCUUGGGGAUCAUUCUACCCUACACACUUGGAAAAUGGUGGUAUGGAACACAAGCUCUUACCAAGGACAAAGUCCUCCACGCCAGUGCUGGCAACCUGUUCAGAGAAUGGAAGGAAGACAUAUCAGAAGGUGGUGUUGUUGCGGCUACUAGUGUUGGUGAAGAAUUCAAGGAGACCUUGAAGGAAUCAAGAAGUGAUGCUGGAGCCGCCAAAGUCGAAGGCAAGGUGCUCAACAGUUCAGCCCUCACCGAUGCAGACAAGGCUCGCCUAAAAUCUAUCGACGACCCUGUACGACGAAAGACCCUAGCCUUGCUCUGGGCCUACCUUGCGCGCAUCGAACUCGAAGAUACAGAGCUCGAGAAGGAGAAGUACGAAGUCGCGCCGACGGCUCUGUUGUUGAACAAUUCUUUCGCCUCGGUGACAUUACCUUUCCAGGUUGUCAAACCACUUCUGGCCGCAUACCACACCUCCCAGAACAUCAUCCAAGCAGUACCUCCGAGUGCUUCACCACUUCUGCAACUACCAAACUUCACCCCAGCGAUCGCUGCUAAAAUUACCGCAUCUCCCAAAUCACCCUCUACCCUGCAAAAGUUCAUGUCUCUACCACCAACUGUGAGGCGAAGCUUGUGCUCCGACAUGUCCGAAGAACAAUACAACCAAGCGAUGCAAGUAGCGUCGCAAAUACCUCAUCUACAAAUCGCAAAAGCCUUCUUCAAAGUCGUCGGUGAGCGAGUCAUCACACCUGGUUCGCUAGUGCAACUAGUCAUCAAAGCCCGCGUCAUCCCACCUGGAACUAAGGAUGUGCCACCCGUCGACCCCCUCGAUCUUGAGGACAUCGACCCCGACGAAGGCGAUUUAGAUGCCCUGCACGGGCGCAAACCCGCCAAAUCGAAGCGUCGCAAGACGUUGGAUGGGAAAGUCAUCGAAGAUGAGUCAAAAGAAGGCUCGAUCCAACCUCCGCUCGCUCAUGCCCCGUAUUUUGCAGCAGACCAUGCACCGCGGUGGCAUGUCUUCCUGGCAGAAGCGCGGUCAGGACGAAUCUCCGUUCCGCCAUUUACAUUUACAGCGUUCGACAAGCCCAUUUUUAACUCGGAUGGCACGCCUUCGUUCAACGUGUUGACGUUCAAGUGUCCCUUCCAAGCGCCACCGCAAAUUCACGCGUUCCCAUUCGUUCUGCACCUUAUCUGUGACAGCUACAUCGGGCUGGACUCGAAGAUGGAUGUUGUUCUGGACGUGAGGGAUCCGAGCGAGGCGAAUGCCGUGGAGAGUGACGAUGAAAUUAGUGAACCUGAUGAAGAUACACUAGCAGGCCAACUCCAGGCCAUGAAGACCGGCGGCCUAAGCGGAGCCCCGACCACGACCAGAAAGAAGAAGAAGAGGACGGCAAGUCAAGCUGACGUGCCCGUCGCGCAUACCGUAGACGCCGCGGCCGAUGGUGAGGAUGAUGAUGAAAGCGAUACCGAGGGCGAUGAGAGUGACGAUACUUCUGACACGGAUACCGAGACCGAGGAUGAGGAUUCUUAGGCUCAGUCUGUGUUUCCAUCUUUUUCAUCGUGAAGCGAGGUCAGAUAACAUUUGUACCAUACAUUUCUGUAUGUAUUACCAUCCAAAGCCGCAUCACUACCUAUUGCUUGCCUAAGUAUUCAUGGAUAACAUGACGCGCGAGACGAUAGAAAGACCAGCAUAUUCAUAGGGGCCAUGUUGCAUAAAACUUCAGUGUCAUGAAACCUAUAGUAGCAGGUGCAGCUUAUGUAGGAAG